UAAGCCACCUUGAACCAUGUCUUGUAAACAAAGUGAAACACAUGAUCACAUUUCAAGUUUGCUGACCCUCAGGCCAGCCAAUAGCUUCUACGCUAUUUUGCUAGCUAAAGCGUUGAGUGAGAUAGUUAGGCUAUUCACAAUAGUUCACUCAAAUAAAGUCAUGUUGUUUAGCUUAUACAAGUAUUCAGACCCCUUGACUUUUCCCCACAUUUUGUUACGUUACAGCCUUAUUCUAAAAUGGAUUAAAUAAAUCCACAUCAAUCUACAUACAAUAGCCCAAAAUGACAAAGCGAGAACAGGUUUUGAGACAUUUUUGCAAAUGUAUAAAAAACUAAAAAGAAAUAUCUUAUUUACAUUAGUAUUCAGAUCCUUUGCUAUGAGACUCAAAAUUGAGUUCAAGUACAUCCUGUUUCCAUUGGUCAUCAUUGAGAUGUUUCUAGAACUUGGGGGUCCACCUGUGGUAAAUGAUAUUAAUUGGACAUGAUUUGGAAAGGCACACACCUGUCUAUAUAAUGUCUUACAGUCAGAGCAAAAACCAAGCCAUUGAGGUAUAAUUAAUUGUCCGUAGGGCUCCGAGACAGUAUUGUGCCGAGGCACAGAUCUGGGGAAAGGUACCAAAAAAAGUCUGCAGCUUUGAUGGGCCCCAAGAACACAGUGGCCUCCAUGAUUCUUAAAUGGAAGAAGUUUGGAAUCACAAUGACUCUUCCUAGAGCUGGCCGCCCGGCCAAGCUGAGCAGUCGGGGAGAAGGGCCUUGGUCAGGGAGGUGACCAAGAACCCGAUGGUCACUCUGACAGAGCUCCAGAGUCCCUCUGUGGUGAUGGGAGAACCUUCCAUAAGGACAACCAUUUCUGCAACACUCCACCAAUCCGGCCUUCAUGGUAGAGUGGCCAGAUGGAAACCACUCCUCACUAAAAAGCACACAACAGCCCACUUGGAGUUUGCCAAAAGGCACCUAAAGGACUCUCAGACCAUGAGAAAGAAGAUUCUCUGGUCUGAUGAAACCAAGAUUGAACUCUUUGGCCUGAAUGCCAAGCGUUACUUCUGGAGGAAACCUGGCAGCAUCAUGCUGUGGGGAUGUUUUUCAGCGGCAGGGACUGGGAGACUAGUCAGGAUCGAGGGAAAGAUGAACGAAGCAAAGUACAGAGAGAUCCUUGAUGAAAACCUGCUCCAGAGUGCUUAGGACCUCAGACUGGGGCGAAGGUUAAUCUUCCAAAAGGAAAAUGACCCUAAGCACACAGCCAAGACAAUGCAGGAGUGUCUUCGGGACAAGUCUCUGAAUGUCCUUGAGUGGCCCAGCCAGAGCUCGGACUUGAACCCGAUCGAACAUCUCUGGAGAGACCUGAAAAUAGCUGUGCAGCGACGCUCCCCAUCCAACCUGACAGAGCUUGAGAAGAAUGGGAGAAACUCCCCAAAUACAGGUGUGCCAAGCUUGUAGCUUCACACAUAAGAAGACUUGAGGCUGUCAUCUCUGCCAAAGGUUAUUCAACAGAGUACUGAGUAAGGGGUUUGAAUUCUUAGGUAAAUGUGAUAUUUCUGUUUUUUAUUUUUAAUAAAUGUGCAAACAUUUCUAAAAACCUGUUUUUGCUUUGUCAUUAUGGGGUAUUGUAUGUAGAUUGAUGAGGGGAAAAAACAUUUGAUCCAUUUUAGAAUAAGGCUGUAGGUAACAAAAUGUCGUAAAAGUCAAGGGGUCUGAAUAUUUUCAGAAUGCACUGUAUGUAUAUCAAUAUUCCAAAGUUGAUAUGAUGAAUAUUGAUACUAUUAGCUAUAAAGUUAUCUCGUGAAUGGCUACUUUGUAACCGACUGUCCCAACGAUUUCUCUUGGGUGGAUUCUUCUUCUCCUCGCCCGACACUCCGUAACCUAGCAACGCGGGAGCAAGUGGAACCAAGAUGUUCAUCCGUGGAACAACGCUUUGCCGAUUGAAAUGGGGCCGCAUGAAGCAGGAAUGGUGACUGGGGAAAACAUUCUCUACCCUUCCUUAAUCAGUUCUCAGAAAAUACAUGUAAUAGUUUAAGUCGAGAAUCUAAUGACCAGCAGCCGACCUGUGACCCCGAGGAAGAUGCCAUGGAUGUGGGGAUGCACACCUUCAACCACACCCAUAUGAGAAAGGCAUUUCAGCUGAUGAAUGACAUGAGGAGUAAGAAUAUGCUGUGCGACGUUCUGUUGGUGGCAGGAAAUGUAGAGGUGACCGCUCACAAGUUGGUGCUAGCCUCCUGCAGCCCCUACUUCUGUGCCAUGUUCACAGGGGACAUGAGUGAGAGCAAAGCCCAGCAGGUGGAGAUCAGGGAUGUGGAUGGCCAAACACUAAAAAAACUGGUGGACUAUAUCUAUACAGCUAUGAUUGAAGUAACGGAGGACAACGUUCAGGUGCUCCUGCCUGCAGCCAGCCUCCUGCAGCUGAUGGACGUGAGGCAGGUGUGCUGCGAGUUCCUGCAGAGCCAGCUGCACCCCACCAACUGUCUGGGCAUUCAAGCCUUCGCCGACCUCCACACCUGCACACAGCUCCUCAACCAGUCCCAUGCCUACUCUGAGCAGCAUUUUUCCGAGGUGAUGCUGGGAGAGGAGUUUAUGGGCCUGUCUCUGCAGCAUGUGUGCGGUCUCAUAUCCAGCGACAAACUCACCGUGUCCACAGAGGAGAAGGUAUUUGAGGCCAUUGUUGCAUGGAUAAAGCACGACAAGGAGGCUCGUCUGGAGCACAUGCCAAAGCUGAUGGAGCACGUUCGUCUGCCACUACUGUCCAGAGAUUACCUAGUACAGAUAGUGGAGAAGGAGGCCUUGAUCAAGAACAACAACUCCUGUAAGGACUUCCUGAUCGAGGCCAUGAAGUACCACCUCCUACCCGCUGACCAGCGCCACCUCAUCAAGACCGACCGGACACGCCCACGCACGCCUAUCAGCAUGCCCAAGGUGAUGAUAGUGGUGGGUGGGCAGGCUCCUAAGGCCAUCCGUAGUGUGGAGUGCUAUGACUUCCAGGAGGACCGCUGGUACCAGGUGGCUGACCUGCCGUCCAGACGCUGUCGAGCAGGUGUGGUGUUCAUGGCAGGGAGGGUGUACGCUGUGGGAGGCUUCAACGGCUCGUUGCGGGUCAGGACGGUGGACAUGUACGACGGGAUGAGAGACCAGUGGACCACAGUUCCCAGCAUGCAAGAGCGGCGCAGCACUCUGGGGGCAGCCGUGCUGGGGGACCUGCUCUACGCUGUGGGGGGCUUCGACGGGAGCACAGGCCUGUCGUCAGUGGAGACCUACAGCUAUAAGACCAAUGAGUGGAUGUUUGUUGCUCCCAUGAACACGAGACGCAGUAGUGUCGGAGUGGGAGUGGUGGAUGGGAAGCUGUAUGCGGUGGGUGGCUACGACGGGGCGUCACGGCAGUGUCUCAGCACGGUGGAGGAGUACAACCCAGUCAGUAACCAGUGGGGCUACAUGGCUGACAUGAGCACCAGACGCAGCGGAGCAGGUGUUGGGGUGCUAAGUGGGCAGCUGUAUGCAGCAGGGGGUCAUGAUGGGCCCCUGGUGAGGAAGAGUGUGGAGGUGUACGACCCACCUAGUAACACCUGGAGACAGGUGUGUGACAUGAACAUGUGUCGGAGGAACGCUGGUGUGUGUGCUAUAAACGGACUGCUGUAUGUGAUUGGAGGAGACGACGGCUCUUGUAACCUCUCCUCAGUGGAGUAUUACAACCCUGCCACAGACAAGUGGAGCCUCAUACCCACCAACAUGAGAAACGGCCGAAGCUAUGCAGGUGUAUCCGUUAUAGACAAGCCUUUAUGACUAUCAGGCCCCGACGGCAGCAGGACCCCACAGCCACAGGUAGCAAUCAAAGGGAGCCACACAGACGUCUGAUUUCACAGUCAACUCCAUGGAGUAACACUAGCCUGACGGGUGGCUCAGGAGGGAGACCCCAGCCUGGACAGUGCUCUGUGGAGCUGCAGUCUCAGCCCUGUAACUGUAACUGCAUUCCUUCCAGGCAGAGUGGACUUGAGAGAGACAUUGGUUUCCAUGGUCAAAAUGACCCCAAGACUCAACAAAUCUGCCUGGAUCAGAGUGUCUUAAGACUGGAGGGGGCCUGUUUUCCUUCAGCCUCACAGGGGGCCAUUUAGCUACAUUAGUAUUAGGAGGGCCUCACUCCCCUCGGACUCCUUACAACUGAUCAGAGGGGGAAAUAAACUGGCCUUGUUUUAAGGGAUGGACUAAAUGAGCUAGGACCAAGAAGGUUGUUGAUUGGCCUGGGAAACUAGACUGCAGUCAGUCUGCGGUGUGGGACUGUGACCGUGCAGACACACAUUGUGCUAACACAGGCCUCUCAAACCAACAAUGAGCUCUGGCAGUGUUGUAGGACUUGAGUCUGACUCAAGUCCUGAUUUUUUUUUUGUAUUUGCACUUGGACUGGAUAGGCUACUAUAAUAAGGAGAAUAUUAGCAGCACUGGGUGCGCAGAGCAUCUUGGGUUCUGUUCUCUAGCAGUGGGAAGGACGUGCCACACACAGCCUACAUCAGCUGGUGAGCUGCGGGGGAGCAAGACCGGAAGGCAGGCGCCGCCUCCAAUCAUUGGCCGCUACACAUCGCGCAAGCAACUUUCUUGUUUCCCCAUAACCAUUAGUCACCAGCUUACUAUUUAGCUUUGCCUGGUUAAGAAACACAAACUGGUUUUUGAAAUGUAAAACAGUACUAGUGUUGAGUUUAAUAGUAAACAACAUUGUAGCUAUUUGUCUCUCUCUCUACCCUGAGGAUAGAGAAGUAAGUUGUCUUUGAAUUUGUCGUCUCGCUCUAGCCGCCCACUUUCCCCCCUGCAUCCCAUCGCCAGGGGUGUGUUCAUUACGGAAACUGUUUACUGUUUAAGAACCAGGGGUGUAUUCAUUACGGAAACUGUUUACUGUUUAAGAACCAGGGGUGUAUUCAUUACGGAAACUGUUUACUGUUUAAGAACCAGGGGUGUAUUCAUUACGGAAACUGUUUACUGUUUAAGAACCAGGGGUGUAUUCGUUACGGAAACCACUUACAGUUUAAGAACCAAAUGGAGAAAAGGAAACUGGGAGGGAAGUACCUGAAUUUGUCCAAUAGAAACUCUUGUUUGCGGUUUCCGUUUGGAGUAAAUUAUUUGGAAAAGUUUUGCAACAGAAUCGGUUUAAUGGUUAUACCUCUGGUUCUGACAAGUCUCCCUUUAGUUUUCAUUCUGCAAUAAAAAAACAAAUCAAAUAUCAGUGGGCAGUAGCUGAGAGCCUGACUUAAUUUAUGUAGUAAAUAAGUAGUGAAACACAGGUAUAGAGUAGAACUUGUGAGGUAGUGAUGAUUAGUAAGUGAGGUUUAUUUUCUUCAUGAGGGAGUGGUGAUAAUCAGCCAUUUGGUGGCAACUAGAAACAAUGGCUUAAUAAGACCUAUUAUAAAUUGAUGGACUAGUGACUUGACUCAUGACUUGAAUUUUACUCGGACUUCAGCCAUAGGGACUCGUGACUUGACUCGGACUCGAGCACAGGGGACUUGGGACUCGAGCACAGGGGACUUGGGACUCGAGCACAGGGGACUUGGGACUCGAGCACAGGGGACUUGGGACUCGAGGUUUAGUGACUCGACCACUGAUGUAGAAAUGCCCUGAUGAUCAGGUCAGUCUCUCUGUUCUCGAUUGGAGACCUAUGGACUGCAGGACUGCGGCACUAUGGUCACUACCAAGGUGAAACCAACAGGCUUUCACUGUCUGCAGCCUGAUUGGGCGCUCCCUUUUUAAUAUCACCUGUGCUACUGGUCUGAAGAACUCAGCAGGCAGACUGGAGGACCAACCUGGACCAGCAUUUACCAGGAGCCACAUGCCUCAAAUACAAUUUCCAAUUUUAAAUCGAUAUUGUAUUUUUUCGCAUAUUUAAAUGGGCUGCAAUGGGGCACCAUGUUAAUGUAGUGUUUUAAAUGCACUGUAAAGACAACUGCAAAGUGAUACCCAAGAUACACUCAGUCUUAACUUGGCGCGCUCUAUGUGCCAUACUGUUUUCAUAAUGUGUCUGGGGGUUUGUUCACAAACCUUGUCUCGCUCUGAAGGAGAAGUGCCAAAUUGAUGCAAAAACAACGUUAGACAAUGAACACCGUGUGUAAGAAUGAAUGCAUUAUCACCUUUUUGUUUUGUAUUAAGCUAAUUUACUGUAACAUGAGCAAAAUACUACUGUAUAACUUCUGGAUCAGGGCCAAUAAUUCUGGUUAACAUUAUUUCAAGCUCAGAACAUCUUUUACCAGGGUUGGGUUAAAUUCCAUUUCAAUUAAAUGUUCUCUUUUUGAAUAAUAAUGAAUCUCUUGACUUGAAGUGGAGUUGACCCCUACUGUCUUUUUCUACACCUAGCCUAAACUGUCAUUUUUUUCACUGAGAUUCUGGUAUUUUAAAUUAUUCUAUAUACUGCACAAUCUGUAGGUUUACUAUAGUUAGCCACCCCAGAGCAAUGUUGAAAUAUGCAGGACAUAUGCAACUUGUAUAAUGUUAAUAAGUAUAUUAAAUAUUUGAUCAAGGUCAGUGAAAUAUUUUCUAAGGUUUAUUGUGGAUAUUAAAUGAUAGUACCACCUUUAGAAUUCUUUUGAGCAUCAGUCCUCUGUUCAGGGAGUGGUUCCAUUUGGGUACAUGGUUACGGUGGUUCCAUUUGGGUACAUGGUUACGGUGGUUCCAUUUGGGUACAUGGUUACGGUGGUUGCAUUUGGGUACAUGGUUACGGUGGUUCCAUUUGGGUACAUGGUUACGGUGGUUGCAUUUGGGUACAUGGUUACGGUGGUUCCAUUACUGUACAUGGUUACGAUGGUUCCAUGAGGAUACAUGGUUGUGGUGGUUCUAUUUGGAAACGUGGUUGUGGUGGUUCUAUUUGGAAACGUGGUUAUGAUGGUUCUAUUUGGAAACGUGCUUAUGGUGGUUCUAUUUGGAAACGUGCUUAUGGUGGUUCUAUUUGGAAACGUGCUUAUGGUGGUUCUAUUUGGAAACGUGCUUAUGGUGGUUCUAUUUGGAAACGUGCUUAUGGUGGUUCUAUUUGGAAACGUGCUUAUGGUGGUUCUAUUUGGAAACGUGCUUAUGGUGGUUCUAUUUGGAAACGUGAUUAUGGUGGUUCUAUUUGGAAACUUGGUUAUGGUGGUUCUAUUUGGAAACGUGCUUAUGGUGGUUCUAUUUGGAAACGUGCUUAUGGUGGUUCUAUUUGGAAACGUGCUUAUGGUGGUUCCAUUUUUCAUUUGAAUUUCUAGAACAUUUGACUCUCUUCAUAGAACCAAGGUCCCUUCCAAAUCACCAUGAGCAGUUUUACUUUACACUUUCAAUGCUACUGAAAUGAACCUGGCUUUUUAUUAACUUUGGACUAUGCAGCUGACUGUGAGCCACCAUUGUAAGAUGUGGAUUGGUAGGAGGUGUGUGUGUGUGUGUGUGUGUGUGUGUGUGUGUGUGUGUGUGUGUGUGUGAUUCAGACUGGGAGUGUAUGAGGAUAACAUCUGUAGUUGUCAGUAACUUUAUUAGUGAAUGCCAUCAGCUCAGCAGCCAUGUUUGUGGCCUUGUACAUUACAUUUCAAGCCACUUGUCAUACGGAAUGUAGGGCUACUUUCUGUAUUGGUGGGAAUAGUAAUACACCGUAUAUUAUUACUAGCUAUCUACAGCAUGUCACUGACAAUCCUAGACUGAGCAGGGUCACAGGGGGAAGAUCUCAAUUGCAUACUCCGUGUCCUCUCUCCUUGUCUCCUUCUCAAAACCCAUUGGAUGAGAAAGCCAUAGGACCCUCCCCUCUGACCUUCUCAUCCAAUGGGAUUUGAGGAGAGAGGACGCAAGGAGUAUGCAAUUGAGAUCUUCCCAGGGUCCCUCUGGAGAGGUGUGGUCAGAGGUCAGAGCUGGACCACUCAGGGACCUGCACUGAGCCUGCAUAACAACACCAGCCUGGGUUUACAGACCAUGGGUGUCCAAAACCCUGUAUGGCCUUACUGCGUCCAUUCCACCCAACCUGUCCUCAUAUAUCUUCAGCUGCUCGGUUUAUGACCAAUAAAAAUGGCCUUGCAUUUUAA
Oncorhynchus nerka (sockeye salmon) is the source of this 7996-nucleotide messenger RNA. RefSeq names its product kelch-like protein 3. The transcript has 15 exons. The record is from RefSeq and is a predicted model, not a curated record. Gene Ontology annotation, molecular function: protein binding. The coding region runs from base 2064 to 3767 and encodes 567 amino acids. Lineage: Eukaryota; Metazoa; Chordata; Actinopteri; Salmoniformes; Salmonidae.